This is a messenger RNA of Penicillium arizonense, 987 nucleotides long. Its product is annotated as TauD/TfdA dioxygenase family protein. The transcript has a single exon. Gene Ontology annotation, molecular function: oxidoreductase activity. Lineage: Eukaryota; Fungi; Ascomycota; Eurotiomycetes; Eurotiales; Aspergillaceae. The coding region runs from base 1 to 987 and encodes 328 amino acids. The record is from RefSeq and is a predicted model, not a curated record.
AUGUCUACAGCCACGACCACAGCCAUUGAGUCCUCUAAGGGUAUCGACUUUCCAUACGAAGUUGUGCCCGUACACCCAAAAUUUGGCUGCCGAAUCCCAGAUUUAGACAUCUCGAAACCGCUGUCUGAACAAGAAUUCAACUGGAUUCGCGGCCUACUUCAUCAGUACGGGGUGGUUGCGAUUCCGAAUGCCAAUCUUCCAGACGAUGAAUCCCAUGUCAAUUUUUCUCGACUCUUCGGAGAGGUUGAAAAGAGCCGGUUCCGCAGCCCUCAUAUGCGAUCGCUACCUUUCGCGGAGAUUUUCGACAUUAGUAACCUCGAUGAGAACGAUGAGAUCGUGAUGCCUGGAAAUGAGAAACGCAUUACAGCUAUCAGAGGCAAUUCUCUGUGGCAUGCUGAUGGUUCCUUCAAUCCGCGACGAACGUAUGUCUCGAUGCUUCGUGCUAUUGAACUCCCACCCAAAGGUACCGGCGGCGAGACCGAGUUUGCAGAUACUCGCCAAGCCUAUGAGGAUCUACCAGAGGAAAAAAAGCUUCAGAUCAAGGAUCUAGUUGCAGUGCAUUCUUUCCUUCACAACCGUCAGAUAGCCAACCCAGACUCGGAACUAUUCAAGGGCCGCAGUGUGUUUGAUGAGCCAUUAGCCAGACACAAACUUGUCCCUAUCCACGAGCCUACUGGUCGCCCAAUGCUCUACGUUACCUCAUAUGCGCAUCACAUUGAAGGUCUGGCAAUUGAGGAAGGCAAGAAGUUACUUAAAGAGCUGAUGGAACAUGCAACUCAGCCGAAAUAUGUUCUGCGCCACCAAUGGCAGAAUAAUGGCGAAGCAGUUAUCUGGGAUAAUACUGCGGUUCUGCACAGGGCAACCCCGGGAGGAUACGAGGGAAAAUAUCGUCGUGACAUGCGCCGAACUUGUGUCAUGGACUCGAGUACGGAGGCAUACGGAUUAAAUAAUCAAGAAGAGGCGAAGAACCAGCGUAAUUCUAGUUGA